AUGUCUGCCAGCAUUAUUAUCAGAGCGAAAUCGGUAAAAGCAAAUCUCGAGGGACUCCUCGAUGAAGUACGACAAAUGGAUCUAACUCCGUUAGAUCAAAAAUUGACAAUAGAAGUAUUGUGUCAGCAAUAUGAAACCAGGGCAAGAAUCAUCAAGGAAAAGUUGAUGCGCCUUGAAAGGUACGUUGGCACUCUCGAAAAAAUCAACGACAAAUGGUUGGAACACAUUCAACUAGCCCCAAAGUCGCAAAAAAAGGAAGAAGAAGAGAAAUAUGAGGAAAUGGCAAAGGAUGAUAGAGGUAUCUUAAAUUUAAUUAACAAAGGUACGGAUAUUAUCAUAACCUUAUCUAUGUAUAAGGACGAUGCUGAGUUAGCUCUUAAACGCUUAACACAAAAUAGGGAAUCUAAUUUAACUGAAUAUCGUCCAGUAGUAAAUUUACCACAAUUAUCGUUGCCAACGUUCAGUGGUGAUCCAAAAACAUGGAGAGAAUUUUGGA
Molecule: messenger RNA, 496 nt
Organism: Loa loa (African eye worm)
Lineage: Eukaryota; Metazoa; Nematoda; Chromadorea; Rhabditida; Onchocercidae
Exons: 1
Source: RefSeq, a predicted model, not a curated record